GAAAGAGUUUGUUUUUAUUAUUUUCGCYUUGGUUGCUUCAUUUACGUCCAGAGUAGAGUCACAAACCUCGCAGAUGAAAAAUCAUACCGGACUGUAUCUUGACUAUGGAAAAUUUCUCAAGGAACACAACGUAGACAUCUGGACCAAAGCAGUUCUCAUUUUCUUGGUUUUGAUUGCACUUCUGACGGCCAUUUUUAGCAACAGCCUCAUUAUCCACAGUGUUAGAGUCAACCGACACAUGCACACGACCAUCAACCACUUCAUCGUCAACAUGGCCUGUGCUGAUAUUCUUCUUACUUUGGCCAGCAGUCCUUUUGUCAUCAGGUUUAAUAUUGUGCAUUUUGCCUGGAUCCCAGGUCGGUUGGGGAGCAUCACUUGUGUUGGGUACGCGCUUUUACAACUCAUAAUAUCGAUUUGUUCAUGCUUCAGUCUUGURGUGAUAUCGYUUGAUAGAUUUAUGGCAGUAUGUCUCCCUCUAAAGUACAAUCGCCGUCGCCCAAAAAGCAAAUAUCUUAUAUUGCUAACAUGGAUACUAUCAAUUGGCUUGGGAUCAACAUUCUUCGAAGGAGCAGAGUUGGUGACUUUGCCUAGUCAAUCCAAAUCAUAUUGCAUCCCUAAGAGCGGAAGUGAAACUUCAAAAGCAUCGAUUGUUUGUAUUCUAGUUCCAAUUGCUGUCGUCAUCAUACUCUGCUUUGCGACAGGAUACAAGGUKUKGAAGAGAAAAGUCCCCGGAGAAGGUGGACAACAGGCUGCUAAUAGGACAUCUAGGAAAGUAACCUACAUGAUAAUAUCAGUUGUUUUGGCUUUUAUUAUAGCAUGGACUCCUACAUCUCUCGUUGCCCUUCUUUUCAAUCAAGAGCCCAGUGUGUUUGUUGUUAUUUAUCCUAUUGCUUAUUCAUUCAUAUAUCUCAACGGCUUAUUUAACRUUGCUAUCUACUAUAUCUUCAGUGAAAACUAUCGUAGUGCWUUMARAGGUUUSUWCAGCAAAKUACGGCAAAUGUUUCCACAACGGGCAACCACCAUUAGCAAUAAUGAUCAUGGGCUAUCGCUGGAACAGGGCGUAGUGAAUCUGGUUGCUUUGACACCAAUGAAUAUUGCCUGAUGUAUAUAGAGUUGUUGUUAUAAUUAUGCCUAUGAAUACUGCUAUAAAAGAGACUUUUCUUUUUUAAUUGUUAUUGCCUAGCUUUACAACUUAAUGGCACAAUUCUUAGAGGAGUGCCUGAUGUGAUCAAACUCGAAUCAGUUGGUUAUCAAAAAGUAUUAUCUGAAGCAGAUGGCAUAUAUUUCACGAUCAAUCUAAUGUAAAUAACAUCAAUUCGGCGGAAAUUAAAAACAUGGUGUGCUGCUAUAUAAAGGAGUAUAUCUUAAUAAAAUAUUGAGGAUUCCGUAAUUGAACUUAUUCGUAAUGAUUUUUUUUCUGUGAUGGGGUCCUUUCRAUAAAUA
Messenger RNA from Exaiptasia diaphana, 1443 nucleotides. RefSeq names its product neuropeptide FF receptor 2-like. Gene Ontology annotation, cellular component: membrane. The record is from RefSeq and is a predicted model, not a curated record. Gene Ontology annotation, biological process: G protein-coupled receptor signaling pathway. The transcript has 2 exons. The coding region runs from base 74 to 1102 and encodes 342 amino acids. Gene Ontology annotation, molecular function: G protein-coupled receptor activity. Lineage: Eukaryota; Metazoa; Cnidaria; Anthozoa; Actiniaria; Aiptasiidae.